AUGGCCGCAUCUACGAUUGUAUCUGAAGAACAGGCCUCUAGGCUGGACUCGGACUCGGCAGAGCUUCUAGAUAUCAAUCCCUUGAAAGAACUUGCACGCACCUCGCUCAUUCACGCUUUGAACUCCGUCAAUGGUGCGAAGACUCUUGUGUUGGACCCUUCGUUGGCCGGUCCUCUGAGCUUGGUGACGGAGGUCUCCCUGCUUCAGCAUCAUGGGGUGGACAAGAUGUUCUGGUUAGAGAGUGGCCCCCUCUCCGCCGUCUCGACCAACAUCGUAUACCUCUGUCGUCCAAAGAUCAAAUGGGUGAAGAUCAUCGCUGAUCAUAUAAAGCGGCAUUCGAGGGAGGGGAAGACGCACACGUAUACGCUAUUACUCGUACCCCGUGUGUCGACUCUUGUCAGCAGGGUGCUGGAAGAGGAGGGUGUGCUGGGCGAUGUGACGAUUUCGUCUUAUAAUUUGCAGUUCAUCCCUCUGGCGGACGAUGUGCUUUCGUUGGAGAAUGAGCAGGCGUUCAAGGAGAUAUGGGUGGACGGGGAUGAGACGGCGGUGUACGACUCUGCACAAGCAUUGUAUACGCUGCAGAAGCUGUUUGGUAUAUUCCCUCGAAUAUUGGGCAAAGGAGACAGCGCUGCGCGUCUUGCUACCUUGCUCAACCGACAAACCUCUCAAAACGUGAACGGAGGACCCGACAGCACCAUGACCAUCUCAGACAAAUUCGACUCUCUGAUCGUGCUCGACCGAAAAGUGGACAUGAUCACCCCGCUCCUGACACAACUCACAUAUCAAGGCCUCAUCGACGAAGUCGUCGGGAUCAAGAACUCCCACGUAGAAGUCCCCGUGUCGCUCCUCAACGCGCCUGCGAACCCUCCUGGCCCUUCCACAUCGCCGUCCGCUUCUACGGCAGCAUCAACAGCGCCAGCCCACGCCCUCGCGAAGGAAAAGAAGAGGAAACAUCACUUGACGGCCGCGAACGACCCUAUUCUGGCGGAACUUCGCGAUCUGAACUUCGCGGUCGUCGGUAAGCGACUGAAUAGGAUUGCUCACAGGCUAGACGAGGAUUUCAAGGCGAGACAUAAGGCACAGAGCGUGAGCCAAUUGAAAGAUUUUGUGGGGAAAUUGGGGAGUCUGCAGACGGAGCAUCAGUCCCUUAGGCUGCACACUGGAUUGUCAGAGAUCAUUAUGCCUGUCACCCGGUCGGAAGUAUUCAACAAGUCGCUAGAGAUACAGCAGAAUCUCCUGGCUUCGUAUGAUAUUCCAGGGCAGAUCACCGCGAUCGAGGACCUGCUUGCCCAGGGCGCGGAUAUGCAGGUCGUUGUCAGACUGCUGUGUCUGGCUAGUAUAACCGCCGGUGGUAUCAAGAGCAAGGCGCUGGAUAACAUCAAGCGCGAGAUUUUGCAGACAUAUGGUUAUAAUUUCCUUCCGCUCCUGUUGUCCCUGUCUUCUCCAUCCUUGGGCAUUCUGCUCCCGAACCCCCUACCGCCUUCAGCGCCAGCCGCCCUCGUAGCCUCUAAAUACCCUUACGUCCCGCUCCGGAAGUCUCUUCGCCUUAUCAUCGAGGGCUCCGAAUCUCUAGACGAACUCGAGAACGAUAUCAGCUUCGUCUACUCCGGGUAUUCGCCCAUCAGCAUCCGUCUCGUCCAAUGCAUAGCGCAGAAAGGCGGCGUGGUAAGCAACCCGGCGAACGUCAAGGAGAAAGCGGGUACGUCGUCCGGUAGCACAAAUGGUGGUGGUGAAGGGGAUGAGAGUGCGGACAGGAAGACGGCAAAGUCGACGGUGGGAGGAAAGGUGCAGGCGCAUCCGAUCGUGGGCUGGAAAGGCUUCGAGGACGCGGUGGGCAGUAUCCCAGGCGAGACGGUGGAUAUCAUGCAGAAGGGCAUCGUGGGUGGGGAUGUGGGUGGACCGUCGCCCGUUGCAUCAAUGCCUAGGCGGGAGCAGACCUCGACGACCGUGGUGUUCUUCCUCGGUGGAUGCACGUAUACAGAGAUCGCGGCAUUACGAUGGGCGGGUCGGCAGAAUCAAGGUUCGUCGUUGGAAUUACUUCUUUGGGCCGCCGCCCUGGACCAUCCCAUCCUCUUCGUAAGCUCUGUGUUGAUGGAUUUGUCCCCGUGCGCUGGUUCGGCCGUGUCCGCACUCGUCGUCGUCUUCGGGUGUUUUCUUUUUUUGCUGCUUUGUCGCUUUCCUGAUAUAGGGAGGAAGUUCUUGAUUGCGACGACGGGGAUCGUUAGUGGGAGUAGUAUCGUCGAGGGGAUCGCGGGUGUGGGGCGGGGAGUGGCGGGCGCGGCGUCGGACGCGGUGGUGGUUUCGUGAGGACCGAGGAUGCGAGGGACUUGUUCGAGAUAUGAGCGUGAAUAUAUCCACUUUCGAGUAUUG
This is a messenger RNA of Stereum hirsutum FP-91666 SS1, 2370 nucleotides long. RefSeq names its product Sec1-like protein. Gene Ontology annotation, cellular component: fungal-type vacuole; CORVET complex. The record is from RefSeq and is a predicted model, not a curated record. NCBI's taxonomy places the organism in Eukaryota, Fungi, Basidiomycota, Agaricomycetes, Russulales, Stereaceae. Gene Ontology annotation, biological process: vesicle-mediated transport; intracellular protein transport. The transcript has 12 exons. Bases 1 to 2307 code for a protein of 768 amino acids.